AUGGAAGGGAAGAAGUAUUUUAUAUGUGAUGAUUCCCCACCAAGGGGACUUCCCCCCCAUUGGGGAAGGACCCCCCCCGUGGAUGAUGCAGCUGUGGGACCUCAUAACAACGACAUGAUAAUGAAAAGCUUUUCGCACAAAAAAAUGACUAAGCUUUUUAAAAGUGAAAGUCCCAAUAAUGGGGGGGUGCCUGGUGGGGAUAAAAUGCAUUACUGCUCAUUUCGGUCCGAUCGGUUCGUAGACAGGAUCAGUGGCGACACGGCGAGCUCCGAGCACGAAGGGGGAGUGCGUGCAGAGACUUCGCUCAGCAAAAAUGGGCGUGAAAGGGGGCGUGAAAGGGGGCGUGAAAAUGGGCGCGGAACCGGAUUGGGGACGCUGGAGGAAAAGGAAAAAUACAGCGACGAGGAAGAAGUUACGAGGUGCUCCUCCCUCAAAAUGGAUCACGAAAAUGGAGCUCGCUGCCUGGACUCCACCCCCCCACAUCUGCCAUCAGAUGUCGAACGUGCACACUCCAACAUAAGAACACAAAGCUACGUUUGCUUCUACCUAGGAAUAGCGCUCACAAGCUUUAUAGCCCCUGCACUGAACAUAUUCAGUAAUGUAUUUCUACCCAUGUCGAUGGUCGGCUUCGUCAGCGUGAGACUCAUGUGCUCAUUGCUCCUGGAAAAAUUUGUCCUAAAGGAGCAGCAGUCAGUUUACUUAUACGUGGGAAUCCCCUUUUCCACCGUGGGUCUAACAUUAAUCACUGUGUACUCUGGUAGUGACAAUAUCAUCAAAGAUUUAGACUCCGUUUUGGGUUUGUUCGUAACAGGUGAAUCGAUAAUGUUGCUCAGUUGCGAGAUGUUCUUCGCCUUUGUGGUGGCACUUCUUUCUGUGGGCCACUUGGGCGAAGGUACUUCCACAGGAUGGGUUGGUGGACAGCACAGGGGGGUUCCCUCAGAAGGUGAGCUCUUUAGCUCCAAAUUCAAUGCCAGUAUGCAGAGCAAGGAUAAAGAUCCAAAUUCGAAGCGAAGGGGGGGGAAUUUUUUCUUCUUCUUCUCCCCAGUCUCAUCAGGAAUUAUGGGAUCCCUGGCGACUAUUUUCUCCAAAGCGACCUUAAUCGGACUUGUGUCCGUGCUGCUAAGCGAGCAAUUGACCUUACGUCAUUUUUUUCUCAAUUACAAAGUAGCUCUCCUCAUUAUACUGACAAUCAUUUGCUCCUUUGCUGAAAUUACAUACACGCCUUUUUUGUUAAAGUAUUACAAUCUCACGCAUGUAGUGUCCUUGAAGAGCUUCGGAAAUAUAUCCUUCAAUGCGGUCAACGGGAUGGCCAUUUUCGACGAAAGACCCUCGUGUGUUUACGCCUGGACCUUCGGCUUCCUCCUCAUCCUCGUGGGAAUUAUAUUCCUUUCAUACAAAAACGUCAUCCCCACAGCGUUACGUCUCUUCAACCAGCAGUGUCGCCACAAGACAUGA
This is a messenger RNA of Plasmodium cynomolgi strain B, 1455 nucleotides long. RefSeq lists its product as hypothetical. Lineage: Eukaryota; Apicomplexa; Aconoidasida; Haemosporida; Plasmodiidae. Gene Ontology annotation, molecular function: magnesium ion transmembrane transporter activity. The transcript has 2 exons. Gene Ontology annotation, cellular component: membrane. The coding region runs from base 1 to 1455 and encodes 484 amino acids. Gene Ontology annotation, biological process: magnesium ion transport. The record is from RefSeq and is a predicted model, not a curated record.